GUGGGGGACUUUUCCUCACCCAUCCAUCCAUCCAUCCAUCCAUCCAUCCAUCCAUCUUUUUUCCUCCGCCAGCCAUGUGGAAGUACGAGUGUCUGAUGGUGGUGCUGAGCGUCGCCGCGUUAGCGAGCGCCCAGUUCCCCCGCGUGUGCGUGACCCCCGAGGGCCUCCGCAGCGCCGAGUGCUGCCCGUCCCCCAUCCCCGCCACCGUGGACCCCUGCGGCGCCAGCCUCGGGCGCGGAGAGUGCGUCGCGAUUGCGGCGGACUCGCGGCCGCACGGUCCGCAGUACCCCCACGACGGGACGGACGACCGGGAGCGCUGGCCGGUCAGGUUCUUCAGCCGGGCGUGCCGGUGCCUCGGGAACUUCACGGGGUUCGACUGCGGCAAGUGCCGACACGGCAUGAUGGGGCCGCUCUGUGACCAGCCCGUCGCUGUAGUCAGGAGAAACGUGAUGGACUUCAACGCCGAGGAGAGGCGCACAUUCCUGAACGUUAUGGACCAGGCCAAGCGCACAGUGCACCCGGACAUCGUGAUCGCCACGCGUCGCUUCGCUGAGGUGUUCGGCCCGGACGGGAACACCAUGCAGUUCGAGAACAUCACCAUCUACAACUACUUUGUCUGGUCCCAUUACUACUCUGUCAGCAAGACCUUCCUCGGGGCAGGUCAGGCCAGUUUCGGGGGAGUGGACUUCUCUCACGAGGGGCCCGGGUUCGUCACAUGGCAUCGCUAUCACCUGAUGCAGCUCGAGAAGGACAUGCAGGACAUGCUUCAAGACCCCAGCUUUGCCCUGCCAUACUGGAACUUCGCCAUCGGGGGCAGCACCUGCGACAUCUGCACAGACGACCUGCUGGGCGCCAGGAGCAACUUCGACAUGAACUCCAUCAGCACCAACUCCAUCUUCGCAGAGUGGAGGGUCAUCUGCGAGAGUGUGGACGAUUAUGAUACCUUGGGAACCAUCUGCAACAGUACCGAGUCCAGCCCCAUCCGUAGGAACCCGGCCGGUAACGUGGCGCGGCCCAUGGUGCAGAGGCUGCCCGAGCCCCAGGACGUGGUGGACUGUCUGGAGGUCAACACCUUCGACACGCCCCCCUUCUACUCCACCUCCAGCGAGAGCUUCAGGAACUCCAUCGAAGGCUACAGCCACCCCAAAGGCCCCUAUGACCCCGUGGUGAGGAGCCUGCAUAACCUGGCCCAUCUCUUCCUGAACGGCACAGGUGGCCAGACUCACCUGUCCCCUAACGACCCCAUCUUUGUUCUGCUGCACACCUUCACGGACGCCAUCUUUGACGAGUGGCUGCGCAGGCACCCCGAGUCGGCAGUGUACCCGGUGGAGAAUGCCCCCAUUGGCCACAACAGGGGCUACAACAUGGUGCCCUUCUGGCCUCCCAUCACCAACGCUGAGAUGUUCGUCACCGCCCCUGAGAACCUGGGAUACUCCUAUGAGGUCACCUGGCCAACUACCCCACUGACCCUGACGGAGAUCAUCACCAUCACGGUGGUGUCUGCUCUGAUCGUGGUGGCCAGUGUCUUCGCCAUCACCACCUGCGCCGUCCGCUCCAAGGCCACCAGCCACCUCGAGGGACGGCAACCGUUGCUAGGCGACCAGUACCAGCGCUAUGACGACGACAGGCUCGGAGACAAGUCGCAGUCUGUCGUAUGAAAAUGCCAAUAAGGAUGACGGUGAUGAUGUGACCCCUAAGUUGUAAGAGAAAAGAUAAAGCUAAAAAUGCUCUGACCACUUUUUUUCUCCAUAUUAAUGCCAUUUGGAAACAGGCAUUUAAAUUAUGUUUUGGAUUUGUCCGCUAUACUUAUGUAGACUCAAAAUAGGAAUUUCCUUUUUUUAUUAUUAUUUAGAGGUCAUAACAACCUUGUUUAAAUAUCAAUGAGAUGAGGAACCGAAACGGAAUUUUAAGUUGUAGGUGCUAAAACACUGAGUUGCGUACAGCAGAAGUUUGUAUGAUGUAUAUUUGUAAACAUGACAUUUGGGUACAUACUGUUUUUUCCAUAAAAAAGUAAAUUUGGUGACCAGUGAUUAUAACCUUAAUGGUAUUAAACACAAUUAAUCGUUAAAAAAAAAAAACACCUGCCUGAGUGUGGUUUGUGCUCGAUAAUUACCUCCGCCAAGGAGGCUGUGUUUUCAGUCGCGUUGGUUUGUC
Molecule: messenger RNA, 2154 nt
Organism: Engraulis encrasicolus (European anchovy)
Lineage: Eukaryota; Metazoa; Chordata; Actinopteri; Clupeiformes; Engraulidae
Product: 5,6-dihydroxyindole-2-carboxylic acid oxidase-like
Exons: 9
Coding region: 75-1658 (527 amino acids)
Biological process (GO): melanosome organization; melanocyte differentiation
Cellular component (GO): melanosome
Molecular function (GO): oxidoreductase activity
Source: RefSeq, a predicted model, not a curated record